Cydia amplana is the source of this 1664-nucleotide messenger RNA. It is a transcript of the gene Syt4, whose product is annotated as synaptotagmin-4. Gene Ontology annotation, biological process: cellular response to calcium ion; vesicle fusion; regulation of dopamine secretion. Gene Ontology annotation, molecular function: SNARE binding; phosphatidylserine binding; clathrin binding. Lineage: Eukaryota; Metazoa; Arthropoda; Insecta; Lepidoptera; Tortricidae. The coding region runs from base 351 to 1652 and encodes 433 amino acids. Gene Ontology annotation, cellular component: axon; exocytic vesicle; plasma membrane. The transcript has 10 exons. The record is from RefSeq and is a predicted model, not a curated record.
UUAACAAAAUAAAACCCCAGCUGCUGCAACAAAAAGCGCCAGGAAACAACUAGAAAAUAAACUACAACCGGAACCACAUCUGUCACACCUGUCAACCGCACAAUUGGCGGCAAAUGACGUCUUUCCGCCACAAGAUGGCCGCCGGCGGCGCGCGCAGGCUCGGCCGCGGUCCGCACACGCGCACUUUCCUUGUACCCCAAUCGAUAGUGCAACUCAAGUCGCACAACAGCCUGUUGGCAGCGCGAGUUUCACGACGUAUUUCUGAUCUGAGAGGAUUUUUCGGGACUAUAUAGAGUGCAUAAAACGUCAAGGUGUCUGUGUCCAGCAGUGUUCUGCCGGGGGCCAUCACUAUGAAGAUGCUGGCAGCACCGGACGGGCCUGCGAUCUCGCCCGUCGAUCCUUCGGGCGAAUGGCACGGCGCGACAUUCUGGUUGCUAGUGCUAGGAGCGGGCGCGUUGGCGCUCGCCACGCUCGCCGGGAUCGCCUGCUGGCUCGCCAAGCGACGCAACUCGCUGCACAAGCUAGGAGGCAAGCGCGGCCCAGACAAGGCGCUAGUGUUCCAGCCGCCACGCCGCGCAACCGCCGUGCGGUCUCCAGGCUCAGCGACCCACUACCUGCGCAAGUCUCCGUCACCUACCGCACCGACUGCGCCAUCAGCUACCUCGCCACCUAACGCACCGAUCCCGCCGCAGAUCCCGUCAUCCGGCGGCAACAGCCCGCACACGCCGACGGCGCCCGAGCCGGCGCCGCUGAGCAAGGAGCUCGCCGACGCCAAUGCCACCGAGAAGCCGAACAAGCCAGCAGACUCCGACAACAGCGAGGGAAGGCUCGGGGACUUGCAUUUCAAACUGCGAUAUGAGAACGAGAAGAACGCAUUGGUGGUGUCGGUGGUCUCCUGCCAGGGCUUGCCAGGGCGCGAGCCCGCGGGCCCCGACCCCUAUGUUAAACUGCAGCUGCUGCCGGACAAACAACAUAAGGUCAAGACCAGGGUGGUACGCAAGACCCGCUGCCCCGUAUACGACGAAGAUUUCACCUUCUACGGCCUGGCGCCGCACCAGCUCCCUGCCAUCACGCUGCACUUCGUUGUGCUUAGCUUUGACAGAUAUUCCCGGGAUGAGAUAAUCGGCGAGGUGGUGGCGCCACUGUCGACGCUUCAGCUGCAGAGCGGCGAGGCCAUGGCGCUGUGUCGCGAGAUCCAACCCCGUAGUCUCAAGAUGCGCAGCGUGGGCCGCGGCGAGGUGCUGGUGUCGCUGUGCUGGCAGCCGGCCGCCGCGCGCCUCACCGUGGUGCUGCUGAAGGCGCGCAACCUGCCCAAGAUGGACGUCACCGGCCUGGCCGACCCAUACGUGAAAAUGUACCUGCUGUACAACGGGCAGCGCAUCGCCAAGAAGAAGACGCACGUGAAGAAACGCACGCUGAACCCCGUGUUCAACGAGUCCUUCGUGUUCGAGGUGCCAGCCGCGCCCAACGCCGCUCUAGAUCAUGUGGCGCUAGAACUGCUGGUCCUGGAUUGGGACCGUGUCACCAAGAAUGAGGUGAUCGGUCGACUGGAGCUGGGCGCCAAUGGUGCCGGCUCGGCGCGGCACCACUGGCGCGAGGUGCAGGCCGCGCCGCGCCGCCAGAUCGCCGACUGGCACAAGCUCAAGGAGUGAGACGGCCUGAUA